Molecule: messenger RNA, 5143 nt
Organism: Xyrichtys novacula (pearly razorfish)
Lineage: Eukaryota; Metazoa; Chordata; Actinopteri; Labriformes; Labridae
Source: the annotation of a GenBank genome assembly
AUGGUCUGCAGGAAUGGUAGCAGUCAGGUAGCUGGGCUGCUGCUCUCUUUAUGGUGCAACAAAGGUAGCUGUGCUCGCUUGCUCUAUCUCACUCUCUGUGCUCUCCUCUCUCUGUGCUGCUUUUCUGAUCUGCUGUAGCAUAUGUAUACAGAGAAUGCCUUAAUGCUGCAACUGCUGCACUGAUGAUAUUUCUUUUUGUUCACAUUUUGUUGCUGUAAAACACUCACAAACACAUGCAUGCAUUCACACACUCUGGACUGUUCUUGUAAAGGAAUUACGAUGUCGUCGGCUCGUCUCAUCUAUAUGUUUUUUGUCUGUAUUGUUUGUGCAGGAAUCACGAUUUUAUUGCAAAAAGAGGAUGCAUGUAUGUGUGGAAUUAGCAUGCGAUGUACUUUGACAUGUGAAAGGACCGCAUAGCCGCCUCUGAGCCCACAGGGAGGAGAGAUCACAGGUGAGGAGAAAGGAAUGAGAAAGUGGGAAAAAUACAAAACAAUAGGAUGCACCCUUAAGAUUCAGAAAGCGAUGGCUUUAAGACAACGGUGUUCACGUUGAAAUUUUGUUGUGGAUUAUGAAUACAAAGGAGGGGAAAGAGUGGUCGUACGUAGGGUGAGUAAAAGAGGAAGUAGGAACAUUUUCUAAGUUUGGGUUUGAGCUCUUUGUGUUCACAGUGGACCUUGAUUUAAUUUCAAUACAAUUAAGGCACGCGGUGAAUGCCAAGAGAGAAGCCACAGUCUUCGCUCACCUGAGACACCAACGUAAAGCCGCCUCUGGGCAGGAGAGUGGCUCUGACGACUGCACAGAUGGAUGUUCGCCUCAAUCCUAUGAGAUUAACAGGAGACGACGUUUAUGGUCACUCAGAAGCCGGAGAAGAAGCAUUAGAUAAAGAGGUUACAAAGCAGCGGUGACCUAAGACAGGUGAAUAGAUAGGGUUAUGCAGGGAGCAGAGGUAUCUUAAAUCAUGGUGAAACAGAGAGGGAAAUCUGAUAUAAUUACUGGACACUAGUAGAAGUAAUAUACGGGUUUUAAUAAUGACAGAACAGGCAAAGCCAUAGGCAGCCUACCAGUGUGGGUCUUGUGGCCAAAUGGACAGAGGGAUCACACCAGGGGGAUUUGCCAUGUGGUGACAGAGGGCCACUUCAAAGGUCUGUCUGUUUACGCAUGAGCAUACACUCGCUGAAUCUGAGAAGAUGGACAAACAGGGUGAGAAUAAUGCGCAGAAAGAGCAGGAAUAUCGCUUUCGCUUACAUCCAUAAAAUAAGAAAGAAAACGUGUCUCGGAUCAUUCUCAUGCAUUAUCAUAUUUUCAUCACAUUCAUAUGAUUUAUUACUUCAUUUGACGACUAUAAGAUACAUUAAAGCAGUUUUUCCUUGUAAUUUUUUAAUGUCAUGGCUUUGUGUUUUUGUUCUGCAAAAAAAAAAAAAAAAGUCUCAAUAAAGAAGUCAUUCCAUGGACAACAUUUCUAUUUGUACUAUCUAGCACUUCUCUUCAAAGUAAAGGGCCCAAAGCACAUCAAGUCAUUUAAAUAAUGAGCUUCAUCUCAACUCCUAUAAUCACAGAGCUGCAUCAAAUGAUUCAAGCUGUAAACCACUGCAGGCGAUAGGGAUGUGAGCUGACCUACAUCUCAGAUGAUAGAGGCGAGAUAUCAAAGAAAAAUGAAAUCGUGGAUUUUUGUUGAAAUUUAUUUUGAUCUAUUUCACUGCCCACUGCUUUCAUAUAAGGCUAGUCUAUUCAAGAUGUCACCCGAGGAUGUGAUCGAUGAAAGAAUGAGGAUAAAAUCAACACAACAUAAACCAUCUCUGAGAAUGUAAUAUUUAGGCCGGGGAGAUUAUAAAAUAAACGCAGAAGGGAUUUUCACAGAAUAUAUCCUACAUCAUCCUGUAUCAUGUCGACAUGCCUCUUUAUGUCCUGAUGCAUCAGUGGAUGACAUUCUGUUAUUCUGUGUCAUCUCCAGACAAUAGGAGCGUGCAGAGGGCAAGUGUGCCACAUAUGUUGAGACAGAGGUCAUCAACUGUUUAUGGGCCUCUUCCCCUGUCUGCACAUUAUGCAUUUUUCAAAAACUCUCAAUAGAAUUGAGACACUAGGAGAAAUGAGGGGGUUAUACUCCAUGAGUCAACAGUGCCGGACCCCUGGAGAUAGAGAGCAGGUGACCGUGUGUAGGGCCCCCCCGUACAUGCAGAAAUCAUUCAUCAUCAUGACAUAUUCCUAAAUGGCAUACAUAUAUUUAUACCUAGAUAGAUUUGAAAUAGAUCAAACCUUUUUGAUACGGUGUGAAAUAAUACGGAUAUACUGAUAUGUCAAAUUGCGGUUAUACAUUGUGGGGCUUUUUCCUCAUGUGAAAAAAUAAAUAGACUUUAUGAUUUUAACACCAAAAAUAAAUCUAUAUUUGUGAAAUAUAAUGAGGAUUAAGAGACUGGACCUCCAGUGUAGUAUUUUAAUUUAAUACAUAAAGCAGUUUGACCGUCUUGUUUUGCCGUAUUUUUCAUCUUUACAGCAUGAAUGUAAAAGACAGGCUGUAUGAAACAAAACACAAAAAGGGAGAAGAAAUCUAAUUUAGUCAUGUAAAUAGAGGUCGGGUUGGCGACAUGGUGAAGCGUCACUAAUGGAAGAAAGAGAUGGAUGCCUUAUGAUAAUGAGGGAAAAUAAAGCAGAACCAUGACCUUGCAGUGCAAUAUGAACCCAUCGACACCAUGCACAUAAUGUGUGCAUGCAUGCUCGCUGACUGAACAAUACUUAAUAUAGUGACAAUUUUAAAAGACCCAAGUCAGAAAAUAUUACAAGGGAACACAGUGUUACUCUAAGGUGAAUUUAUAACAAGAUUUAUACAUUUCUUUACAAUGUGUUAGUUUUAAAAUGAAAUACAAGGUGGAAAAUGAUUUUAGGUAUUAUAUGAACUUUUCUAGUUUGGUUUUUAUCUUAAUUUACCCUACACCACAUUCAGCAGAAGUACACACAGAAACAAAGAGGAAGAGAGAAAGAGAGAGACCUUUUUUUCUUUUUACCACUGUAGGCCCACGUAUUUUGUUCCUCUACCACCUCCAUGUAUUUAGUUUGAUCUUUGCCCUGAGUUAGAAGUGCUGACCUCCUCCUCCCCUCUUCUUCCUCGCAGUCAGCCCCCUCCUCCCUUCUCCUCGUGCAAUUUCUCCCCAUGGUCCCAUUUCGCUUUCUUCUCCUCCAUCGUCUCGGUGGCUGUCUUCUGUCUUCAUCUCUUUUGUGGCCGUUCAUUUGCAUCCCCAGAGUGGCUGAAAGGAAGUCCCCAGAGACGCGCUGACAAGGGUCACGGGAGAUCCCCUCGAGGCAGUGCGCUUGCCACGCACCCUCAGCAGCGCAGACACGACACGUGCCGUCGACCCCCCCCCCCCCCUUCCAGAACGACACGCACGCACGCGCAACGAAGGCCUUUCUAAUAAAGUCCAAUAAAGUUGAGUGAUGCUCGACUGACAUUUUAACCGAGGAGUCAGAGAAAGUUCAAGUUUUGGCGUUUAAUACUUCUUUUAAUAAUUCUAGGCUUACUUGAAUAUCCGUAAGACUACAAUUGAUUUUAAAAAAAUUAAGUUUUUAUGUAGAAUCUCAUGAAACAGUGGGUUUACAGGUGGAUUUGAUUUAUAAAAGCUAUAAAUUAAUGCGAAAUAAAGUAUAGUAAGAGCUGAAAUACAUAUUUUAAAGUGUGUUUUUACUGGGCUGGUUGGAUUUAGCUUGUUGGUUGACUCACCUCUGGGUUGAAACCUCAUGGUCCAAGCUAUUCUGAAUCAAGGUCAACAGUCUCGAUGCUUGCAGUACCUCAAAACUUGGUGCACACAGGGCGAAAUCUAGACAAAUCCAUCAACACUUCAGAGUCUCUGCCAACAGACAAGAGGACACUGAUUUCAACCUUUAAAACAAAAACGAUAUCGCUUUUUGUGCGAAUAUAAGUGGAGAAACAGGACGUGCUCCUUUACAGGCCGUAUUUAGUAUACCCGUUAUCCCCGACUCCUCAGUAAACGAACAUGCACUGCAGUAAGCAAUACUGUGUCGCCCUCUUGUGGGUGAAACGUAAAUUACAACUGCACUGACAAGAAGAGAAAAUGGCGGAUUGCAGAUAAGUUUCCAGUACAGGUACUUCAACACAGGGAGGAUUUAAAUACAUGAUAUUCACAUUUUCACAGCUUUUAAAGGAUCUUGCAUAUCAAAGUUCAAUGUUACAAAGAUGCCACAAGUAGACACUCACAGUAUGACAUUCAUGAGACAACCCAAAAAAUAAAAAGAAAAAGAGGAAAACCCAUACGCCAAUUGUGGAGCAUCUUUAUUAUGCCACGAAUAAAAGCCAGUAGUUCUGAAAGAGGAGCUUUGUGUAAUUUUUUUCCUUUUUUAUUUUAACUCACCAACAUCAACAUUCUGAAAAUGAUCGAAGCUGAUUGUGAUACUAUAAUAUGUAAAGUUGGCUGAGCAGUCAGAUGCAGAGGACGUGACGGGGAUGGGAAGUGGAAGAUGAAAGAAAUGCAGGGUACAGCAGUGUGGUUUGGUGUGAAGGUAGGAUGGACGGUCGAGAAUGAAGGAGAGCAGAAAACAUUCGUUCCUAAACCCCGGAGGGGCAGGAAAAAUUAUGAGAAGAAUGUACAGACACACUGCACAACAAAUUUCAUUACAGUCAAACAAGGGGAAUGCACACCAGUUCUGCUGAAUAUACCACAUUUAUUACUUUUGAACUGAUUAAUAGAAAGAGUGGGGGCAAGGCCACUCGCAUCACCGUCUUUAGAAAAACUGAGAAAGGAGGGAAAACAAAAUACAAGAAAGCAGCCCAAAGCAACGAUGAAUUAACUCAUCCAAGAGAAAGGAACAGAGGGUAACUUAAGUCCAAUGAAGACUGUCAAAUGAGGGCCCCAAUUACUUAUUAGACCAUAAAAUUAUACACCGAGCAAGGCUCGUCAACUUAACGUUUCCUGCUUUCACACUCUUCACCCCCCUUUCACUAUACUUCCUCUCCAGACCUGCCCGCCCUCACACUCUGUCCACCACAUGCGAAAGCAAAACAGAGGGCCAAUCCGAACCCAUUCAGUCCUCUCAAACAAAACAUGGCAAGUACUGUAUGAAACAGAUGCUGUGGCAGGCGGCGUUGAAGAUGAAGAUCCACUGGGUAGGAAACUCCAUUUGGGUCCAGGAUGACUGA